Lotus japonicus is the source of this 570-nucleotide messenger RNA. RefSeq lists its product as uncharacterized. The record is from RefSeq and is a predicted model, not a curated record. The transcript has a single exon. Lineage: Eukaryota; Viridiplantae; Streptophyta; Magnoliopsida; Fabales; Fabaceae. Bases 1 to 570 code for a protein of 189 amino acids.
AUGGCUUCCAGUAAAAUCUCUCAUGCGAUUCCGGUCUGUGUCCAAAUCAUGGAAGUCUCUCAUGUCAUGUCUGACUCUCAGUUCGUAAAACUGCACCUUCACCAUGCAUCUUCUAGAAUGAAUGCAGAUUUUUCCCAUGUCCGCUUUCUGACACAUUGUCACACCCAUAAUUUUCCAUCAUCAUAUGUCUCACCUCGCUCUAUGACUUCAUUAUUGGAAACAGCAGACACUGAAAUAGAAUCUGCUGAUAUCUCCGGGUACGAGUUGAUUGGAGCGUGCAACGGGUUGAUUUGUUUGAAAAGUGCCAAGUUAUGCAGAGAAAAUCGCUACCACACGGUCAAUUUCUGGAACCCAGCAACGAGGUUACUUUCAAAUGGUUCCCCACCUUUACGUAGGAGCUUUUAUUAUUUCGGGUUUGGUUAUGAUUCUUCAACAGACACCUACAAAGUGGUGCAUGUGAACCCUCAGCCGACAACACUCCAUGUUUACAACAUGGGUGAUAAUUGUUGGAGGACAAUUCAUGUCUUCCCUGCUCUCAAUUUGGUUUUGCAUUCAUCAUCAUGUGAGUAA